AUGAUAAAACAGAAGUUUAAAAAGACCACUUUGCAAUUACAUGAAACUUAUAUUGAAAACUAUAUUACGGUUAUGAAAACGUUUAUGUCUGAAUUUUCAAACGAAAAUGCAGAGGAGAAAAAUAAAUUUAUGAUGUAUACUAAAUACCAAAAAGGAGAUGUUGUUCCAGAAAUAUUCCUAUAUCUUCCACCUCCAGGAAGCAUUCGAUUGACGAAAAGCGAUCCCCGGAAAAACAAUAUUUUGAAAGACACAAUGGGAAGUAUUGUUUCUUCAACAGACCACCUCAGUUUCCUAGAUUCUAGUGAAGUUGAACUAAUUAGAAUAAUAUCAAUAGAUGAUAGAGCUAUAUCAUCACUAUGCUAUCAACAAUGCAAUGUGGAUACAGAAAACAAACAUGACAAAAGAGGUGGUAUUUUUCGAUACAACAUGGACAGACAUCGAUUACAAGAAAUAGCAUAUAAAGAAACGUGGGAACCCUUUUUUAACAAAAAACAUAUAAAAGCAUACAUGUCUGAAAACAUUAAUGGUGACAUUUGCAUUUCAACCGAUUCAGUAGAAGUCUUCACAGCUGGCGGCCAGAAACGAUUUUCCUACAGAGGAGUAUCAGGAUUAACGUUCAGAUCCUUUUCACCUUCAGGAAUUUGUACUGAUGUACUCGGAAAUAUUUUGAUUGCAGAUGAAAACAAUAAUGUUAUACACAUUCUUGAUCAAAAUGGGGAAUUUUUAGCGUUAAUGCCUAUACACAAAUGAAGAGCGGUGUACCAAUAUCACUGGCAAA
This is a messenger RNA of Saccostrea cuccullata (small rock oyster), 778 nucleotides long. RefSeq lists its product as uncharacterized. The record is from RefSeq and is a predicted model, not a curated record. Gene Ontology annotation, molecular function: protein binding. Bases 1 to 750 code for a protein of 249 amino acids. The transcript has 3 exons. Lineage: Eukaryota; Metazoa; Mollusca; Bivalvia; Ostreida; Ostreidae.